AGAGCUCCGCGUCCCGGCCCACCCGCUGCUCUCCGGUUGAGUGGCACUUUACUCUUCCCGACCCCCUUCCUCUCUCUGAUUGGACUGUUCGUUCAGUCACUCUGUCCCGCUGCCUAUCAGCUUCCGGUUCUGUUCGGAUUGGGUCGGGUGUAAAGAUCGUACACGCCGCCGCUCCCUAUGCCCAAACAAAAUAAUCCUGUGGUGCUAGGUGUGUCGAUAGGGCCCAGUCAGGCCCCUGUGCCUGGGAUAGAUUAUAGGCCUUCUCCCGUACCCUAUCUCCCUGCCUGCUGAGGGGCCGUCUGCAUCCCAGCGAGAGCCGUCAGGAGAGGGGCGCGGAAGGACACCACAGGCCGUUGUGGGGUGUUCUGAGACGAGAGUGACAGAAGUAGUAGUUCCGGCUCCGCCUUGUGCCUCCUUUCCCAAAAAUAGCGCCCAGCGGGUAUCCGUGCGCCGGUGUCAGUGUCUCCCGAGGAGCCUCAGCGGGGAGGAGGCAGCGGCAGUAGCGGGGUGCAGUGGACGGGAUUUUAUAACAAGAAGCAGCAACCUUUUCAUCGAGUGGAAGACGAAACAGUGGAAAAGAACUGUGUACCAUGUGUUAGUAUAUUGAAGAGUGGGAAUUCUUGGUUUAGUGUGUUUUUGGAUUGUAAAAAGGGAAAGGAAAGGAGAGAGUGAAAAUGGGAAGGAAGAAAAUACAAAUCACAAGAAUAAUGGACGAACGGAACAGACAGGUGACUUUUACGAAGAGGAAAUUUGGAUUAAUGAAGAAGGCAUACGAACUUAGUGUGCUCUGUGACUGUGAAAUAGCACUCAUCAUUUUUAACAGCUCUAAUAAACUCUUUCAGUAUGCCAGCACUGAUAUGGACAAAGUUCUACUCAAAUACACAGAAUACAAUGAACCCCAUGAGAGCAGAACCAACUCGGAUAUUGUUGAGGCUCUGAACAAGAAGGAACACAGAGGGUGUGACAGCCCGGACCCUGACACUUCAUAUGUGCUCACGCCACAUACAGAAGAAAAAUAUAAAAAAAUUAAUGAAGAGUUUGAUAAUAUGAUGCGGAAUCAUAAAGUCGCACCUGGCUUGCCUCCCCAGAAUUUUUCAAUGUCUGUUACGGUUCCAGUGUCCAAUCCCAAUACUUUAACCUACAGUAACCCAGGGAGUUCCCUUGUAUCCCCAGCACUGGCAUCCAGUUCAUCAUUAACAGACACGACCAUGCUCUCCCCACCUCAGGCCACAUUACAUCGAAAUGUAUCACCCGGAGCCCCUCAGAGACCGCCAAGUACUGGCAAUGCAGGUGGUAUUUUGGGUGCUGCAGAUCUCACAGUGCCAAAUGGAGCUGGUACCAGUCCAGUGGGAAAUGGAUUUAUUAACUCUCGAGCUUCACCAAGCCUGCUAGGAACCACUGGUGGUGGGAAUGGAUUGGGCAAAGUUAUGCCUACAAAGUCUCCGCCUCCACCCGGAGGAGGUAAUCUUGGAAUGAACAAUCGCAAACCAGACCUUCGUGUUGUCAUCCCACCUUCCAGCAAGGGCAUGAUGCCUCCAUUGAAUACCCAAAGGAUAAGCAGUUCUCAGUCUACACAGCCUCUUGCUACCCCUGUGGUGUCUGUGACAACUCCAAGCUUGCCUCCACAGGGACUUGUGUAUUCAGCCAUGCCUACUGCCUACAAUACUGAUUACUCCUUGACUAGUGCAGACCUGUCUGCCCUGCAGGGCUUUAACUCCCCAGGAAUGCUGUCUUUAGGACAGGUAUCUGCCUGGCAACAGCACCAUCUAGGGCAAGCAGCCCUCAGCUCUCUUGUUGCUGGAGGCCAGUUAUCUCAGGGUUCAAAUUUAUCCAUUAAUACCAACCAAAACAUCAAUAUAAAGUCCGAACCAAUUUCACCUCCACGGGACCGUGUGACUUCAUCUGGGUUCCCUCCGCAGCAGCAUCAAUCACGGCAGGAAAUGGGUCGUUCCCCUGUUGACAGUCUCAGUAGUUCCAGCAGUUCUUAUGAUGGCAGUGAUCGGGAGGACCCAAGAAGUGAUUUCCAUUCACCUGUUGGGAUGGGAAGACCACCAAAUACAGAAGAUAGAGAGAGCCCAUCAGUGAAACGAAUGAGAGUGGACACGUGGGCGACAUAAACUUUCAGCAUUGCCACUUCUAUUUUGUGUUAUCACAGUGAACUGUCCUGACAUAUCUAAAUAUAUAAAUAAGGACAUGAAAUAAAUAUAUUUAUAUGUAUAUACAUACAUACAUAUAUAUAUCUUCACAUGUGUAUAUAUAUAUAUGUGCGAGUGUAUGUAGCAUACACAAAAUCAUCAGGCACUUACUACGUACUCCUUGUAUAGCAGCAGAUGUCCCAUGGUAAAAAUAUAAUGAAACAAUCCUAUAGGCAUUGGUCUAGUCUGGCACUUACCUGGACAUGCUGUUUUAAUAAUAGAACCUGUUCUGCAAAGAAACAUUGUACCUGUCUAUAAUCCUGCCACAGUAGAUUGCAGAAACCAAGAGGGCUCCCCUGUAGUAAUGUCCCCAUGUGUUUUAUUAAAGCCGUAUAGUUACUUGUAGUUAAGAAACAAUGCUUUGUAGCAGCAGAGCAGUAGAAAAGCAGGAAAAAGAAAGCAAUACUGUACAUAAAAUGUCCUUUAUAUUACCCAACCUGGCAUGGGUCUCUGUUGCAGAGGGUGCAUGGCGAAGGGCUGCAGGUAUAAAAACCUGUUUUGCACGUGCAAAAAAAAUGUAUUGGGUCAAAGAAGUGAUUCUUAAUUUAAAAAAAAAAAGUGAAAG
Messenger RNA from Dermochelys coriacea (leatherback sea turtle), 2760 nucleotides. RefSeq names its product myocyte enhancer factor 2A (gene MEF2A). NCBI's taxonomy places the organism in Eukaryota, Metazoa, Chordata, Testudines, Dermochelyidae. Bases 675 to 2117 code for a protein of 480 amino acids. The record is from RefSeq and is a predicted model, not a curated record. The transcript is spliced from 10 exons. Gene Ontology annotation, biological process: cell differentiation; heart development; positive regulation of transcription by RNA polymerase II. Gene Ontology annotation, molecular function: histone deacetylase binding; RNA polymerase II cis-regulatory region sequence-specific DNA binding; DNA-binding transcription factor activity, RNA polymerase II-specific.